Molecule: messenger RNA, 1437 nt
Organism: Hydatigera taeniaeformis
Lineage: Eukaryota; Metazoa; Platyhelminthes; Cestoda; Cyclophyllidea; Taeniidae
Source: the annotation of a GenBank genome assembly
ACUGAAUCUGGUGACGAGAAGAUCUUUGAGGCGGCCUCCUCCAGCGAAGCCGCUUGUUGGCUCACUGCCAUUCGCAAGUGUCUCCCGCCUCUCCGCCGUUGCCUCACCAAUCCCGCUGCUGCCGUGGCAGCCGCAGCUGCAGUAGCUGCUGCUGCGCACCAAUCCCUGCCCUCACCCGGCGGUCAUCAGCACCAUCACCAUGGCAAUGGAGGCGGAGGUGAAUUGCCUGAACCUUCUCCUCUUCUUACGCAACAACCGCCACCACCACCUUUGCCGCCGCCUCUACCACCCUUGUCACUGUCGACGGGAUUCGAGUGUCAGAGACAGGUGGCUCCAUCUUUGUUAACAUCCGCUUCCAAGUCGAAGAUACUAACCUCAGGAGAUGAACUUGGACACCAGCACUCAAUCACCUCUUCCGCUGGCGCACUAAUUGAUCAUACAGCCGCUGCCACAAAUCUUCAUCACCAUCACCACCUCCACCACCAUUCCCAACCGCAACAGCAGCAGUCCAAUUCUUCCGCCGUUCCUAAACAGAUCUCCUCCCAUCAACCCUUCAAUUCUCAGGGCGCUGGUACACUCGUGUGUCCGCUUCCCUCCCGUCCACCUGCUGCUUUCCACCGCAUCGCUCCGUCAGAGCAUACAUCCCCCUCCGUCCCUGUUCUUGCUCCUGUCGCUACCACAACCACCUCCGAGACCAACACCGACAACAACCCAUUUGUAUGCGAUAAGCUGCUAGCCAAUUACCCUUGGUACCACGGCACUCUGUCCCGCGUUGCUGCCACCGCCUUUGUUCUCGGCCAGCCGGCGGAAGUGGACGUGGGUGGGGCGGAUGGAGGUUCGCCACCGCCAUUUCCCUCUGCUCCGACGCGAAAUCCUCAGCAAGGAUCCACAGCAAACAGCGCCUCAAACGCUGCGGCUGCUGCUGGCUUAUCGGAUGGGGUGUUUCUGGUGCGACAGAGUGAAACUCGGGUCGGAGAGUUUGUGCUCACGUUUAGUUGUCAUGGAAAGGCAAAACACCUGCGAAUGACUCUCAGUCCCGAUGGUCAAUGCCAAGUUCAGCACCUUCCUUUUGCCUCCAUCUGCGAGAUGUUGGAACACUUUCAUCAGGAACCUAUCCCCCUUGAACACCCCCCGUCCUCCACUUCUCAGCAACAGCAGCAGCAACAGCAACACCCACCUCCACUACCGCAUUCCUCCUCAGCGGGCGACGCGAAACCCACUGUUGAUGCGGCCCCUCCGCCCGUCACACUUUCAGCCUAUGUGGUGAACACGCGUCGUGCGGCUAAUUCUGGCCGUCUAUGCGGUCCUCAGUGGCCGCGUCUUGUUUUCUGUCGUGGCUCCGUUCGCGCCAGCAUCAAUACUGUCUGCUCGGAUGUCGCGUCGGUGGCUGCUAGUGUGGCCACGCGGGCUGUGCAGAAUCAGUACAUCCUCAUGUGA